UUGUAUAUUUUAUUGUAAGUGUAUUAUACAACAAAUACAAGAUCAAGGUAGGCAGCCUCACACACAAAAUAAAGGCGGAGGUUCCAUUAGUCGCUUUGAAAUGAAAACGAGUUCGCUUGCGGUGAUGGGUGCAGGCAGUCACAACCCUGGUGAUCCCUUUCAUGUGAAGGGUCACGUCUUUAGCGACUAUCAUUUCUCCAGCUAUGUUGCCGCAGAUACGCUAAUUACAGUGGUGCCGCGCUUUUCGAUGCGACGCGUAACUUGCAUAAGUGGACACUAUGGACCUUUUUCACCAAACUAUCCUGUUGAGAUCCCACUGUGGCUGGCGCUGCACCUGCGCCAGACGGACACGUGCGUUAUCACUUUGCCCUCGUACUUGUCUCUAAGCCAUCUCAGUGAUGUGGUUGCACGUGAGCAAAGAAACGACAAUACUUUUGAACCCCUCCCAUUUUUUUUUUUUGAAGUAGCAAAAAACUUAUGCGAAUUAGCUCACGAGGACGUCCCCAAUGUGGCGGAAGUCAUACGGUUAGUUCGCGAGCUUCAGUCCAUGCGGCAGCGCAAACUCCAACAGAGCAUGUCAAUAUUCGAAGCCGAAGGCACCGCUAUGUUUAUUCCAGGCAUCCGGCUAACCCAUAUCGUCUCUGCAGAGUUACACUAUUUAAGAACCUCCUUUGCUGUAGUUCUGAGGCAGGCUUGCGAGAUGGAACAAAAGCGUUCGCAGGCUCUACGCAUGAUACCGGUAUCUGCUCUGCAGCCAGCUACUACACUUAUGCGGUCGACAGCGACCUCAACAGGUGCAGACGGUCUUUCGGAACGCCUUGAAGGUGAUAUCCGAAUUUCACUUACUUCAGCAUCCCCUACUAUAGACUUGACACCUGCUGUCGUAGGUGGGGAUACUGAUGGGCCCGCUCUCGAGUUCCCAGACUCACAUAGCGUAACGACAUUGGCAACGAGUAGCACGACGGUUCAUGAGGUGCCGCUAGGGCAGCCACCCGUCAAAAAGAGGCGUACUUUACGGCAAACUUGAAAACAAAAUUUUACAGAUAAAUGUUGAAGGGACAGAAGCCUCGAGUUCCUCUUUGUUUGGUUUUAAAAUUAGUGGUCACGUUUUCACAAGAAAAUUGUGCUUGAAUCAUUUGUUUCAAUGAGUCUAUUCUUAGGUAAAUGAAAAUCAUCGA
Messenger RNA from Phytomonas sp. EM1, 1178 nucleotides. NCBI's taxonomy places the organism in Eukaryota, Euglenozoa, Kinetoplastea, Trypanosomatida, Trypanosomatidae. The record is from the annotation of a GenBank genome assembly.